AUGCGAGGUAAAUUCCGGGUCACAGCAGCAAAUGGUCAGCCGGCUGCAAUACCGCGGGCUCUUUUUGUUGCAGAGAAUGCUUGCGCAGUCCGACAGCAACACCUGGCCAUACAGCAGCACCUGGCUGCGUGGCGACUACAGCACAAGGAGCGCAAACAACAGCUUGAGCAGGAGCGGAAAGACUUCGUGGUGGUUGGUCUAUCUGGACAGCUAGUGAUAUAUCCAUCGUAUGUCCUGCUACCUCCUGGCGCACAAGGCAUUUUCCUGCUGACGCUUCGGGCGUCUCAUCCUAAAGUUCUGGACACCUUUAUUUUAGUUGAGACGCUGGAAGACAGCCAACCUGUUGCCGUUUCUCUUAAAGCUAAAAUUUCACUGCCACAUCUGCGCCUUAGCACUCACACUGUAAAUCUGCCGCCAUUGUUCCUGCUGCGGCCUCUGCUGCUGAAGCAGCAGCUUACAGUUUACAAUGACGGAGACAUACCCAUCAAGAUCUGCUGGAACUCACCUAAACAAGUGGCAGAUACGGCAUCUCAGCAGCUAGUGCAACAGCAGGGGGAAGAGCAACAAGUGGCAGAGAGAACUGUUCCGCCUACGGCCACACCUGCCGCACGUGGCCCCUGCGGCCUGCUAGUAACUGUGUCUCCCGCUGAGUGUAUUGUGGGCAGUCGGAGCUUUGUCUCUUUAGAUAUCUCCUGCUUAGGUAUCCUUGCCUCCCCUUGCUUGGUCGUGAAGGCCUAUUGUCAAGGUGCUGGCCUGAUGCUGCCCCUGCAAGUCACAUUUGCGGCUGCGUGCAGCGGGGCAUCCAUUACGUAUGCUCUUUUUACGGAGCAACAGCUCAAAGCCGCCGCUUCACUGUUGCAGCAGAAGCGGUUGCCCCAGGAAGGUCUGAAAGUAUCUGCCCAACACCAGAAUGCAUUCAGCGCUCUUUUGCAAAAAGGCACGGUGGAGGAACGACAGCAUGAGCAAGACGUAUGUCUGCCUGGGCAAGAGGCCAGCGUUAGUAGCAGAAGCAGAGCAAGCAGCGUUGCGUCACCUCGCACUGAAGAUGAAAAUGAAAUGCAACAAAGGCCAAAAGGUGUCGCUGCAACACUUAAGGCUGCCGGCAUCGGCACUUGGGGCGUUCUGAAGCAGCAGUGGAAUUCGGCGCCUCACGGUAGCCAAGGGGCACCAGAGGUGGAGCUUCCAGCCUUAACUGUGGGAGAGGAAAACUCCUUUCUCUAUUUGUUGGCUAUAAAUGAUUCGCCCAUCAAGACUACAAUCCGGCUGGACGCUUUGACAAGUGCCCACCAGCAGCAGCAAACGCAUCAGCAGGAACCGGUGAUGCGGCAGCAACGGAUACGGCACCCAUCAUAUUGUGAGGAUGGCAGACCAGUGGGCGCGCUCAUGUGCCCAGACUGUACCAGCAGUAGCAGCAAAGUCUACAACGAAGUGGGAAGCAGCAGCAGCAGGGAAAUUCUGUCGUCUUGGCUGGCUCAAACAGACGCAUGCUUCACCUCCUGUACAAACAGCAGUAACCACAGCAGCAGUAGCAGCAGCGCCACAAACCACAAUAAUAACAGCGGAACUAAGGGCAGGAAUGGUGGAGUUCUUGAUUCAGACUACCUGUCUGCUGAGGCCCUAUUAGUCCAAGCAGCCUCUUUUGCUGCUCCUUCUGAGAUGCAGCAUUCGUUUCUGGGCUCGCUUCAUGCAGAUCGACCUUCGUUUAAGACUGCUGCUGGUGUACGGGCACUUCAGAUAACAGCAGCAAGGCGGCGGCGGCAGCAGUUGCUGAGGGCUACCGAUGAAGGCUUGGUGAUAAUUCCUCACCCUGAAAGCAGUUGCGUGCUGCAGCAGCAACAAGCUGCAUUGCUUGCCCUAGAAAUGCUUGCUUCUCUUCCCGCGAACUUUGACGCAGCCCUGCGGCUGUCACUGGAGCCAUCGCUGCCCUCUUCGCAACAGUUGCAGCAACAUCAGCAAGUGGUACAACACCAAGCUGUAACACUUAUACCUCUCAAAGUGCCAGUGAGGGGUCCCUUAUUGCAGAUUCCUUCACCCCAGCAGUGUCUUCGUUUCCGGGACUGCAUGCCACCGCUCAUGACUGCCCAGAUUGCCCUACAGCAGCCUUCCAUGGUAGAGAAGGGACAGAAGCAGCUACAGCAGAAGCAGCACUCAAAUUUCACUAGCUAUAGAACCAAAACGAAGCUCAUGCUUCUCAAAAUGCCUGCCAAAGACCCGCAGGUUGCCGAGCCAGCAGCAGCUGUAGCAGACACUCAGCAGAAACAGCAGCAGCAAUGCCAACAGGGGGACAAAGAGCAGCGCAUAACCUUUAGAAUAGAGAACAGCAGCAGCAAGUGGCUGCACGUUAAUUGGAUUCUGUUUGACAUCGGCCUUUGGGAAAUGCAGCAGAAAUUGGAGAGGCAGCUACAGCAAGCUGCCACCUUGAGGGAAGCAGCCAUUGAGGCACUGCGCCAGCGUGUGGUCGGGACGGCGUGCGAGGCGGCAGCAGCCGCAGAAGCAGCAGUGGGCGCAGCAGCAGCAGCCACUUCCGUUGCUGCACCUACGGCUGUCGCGCCCAGCCGGAAGCCACAGAGGUCACAGCCAGCCAAAACUCCCGACCUAGCUGUACUAGCAGCGGAAGCAGCUGCUGCAGCUGCAGUUGCUGCUGAGGAAGCUUCGAUGAGGGCUACAGAAGCAGCGGCCGCCGCCGCUGAAUUUGGCAUACUGAAGACAAAUGUUGGAUGGAAAGCUCUGGGGGAAGCGGCAACACCCGCAAACGUUUCUGCAGCAGCGGCAGAUGGAGAUGUAAUAGCGAAAGAGCUUCUACCCAAUACAACUCUCGAACUCGAAAGCAGCCGGAGACACCCGUCAUUAUAUGCUUCACCGGAUCCACUAGCGCAGACAGAUAGACAGACAGUUGCAGGAGAAGCUGCCGCACCUGCAGUAGUAAGCAAGGCUGCAAUUAUCCCACAGGAAGGACCUGGAGGUAUUCUACAAGGCCCUUCUCUCGAAAAGGGUGCUGGAAGAGAUGGUCCAGUUGACUUGGUGUCAACAGAUGCAUUGGCGCCAUCAUCAGCAGUACCAGGCAGCGCACAAGAAACACUGCCUACGAGCUCAGAGGAGAAGCCAACGGGAGAUGAAGCAGCAGCAGCUGCAUGGGCCGACCGCUACACUGAGCUGCUCCCCCCUCACUAUUGCUUGGUGUCAGACAUGAUGCCUCUUUUACCUGAAAACCGGGCCGUUGCUGCUGCAGUCGAAGUGCUUCGCUCCCAGAAAACCGCAGCGCUGGCGGCACCCCAGAGAGACUUGCAAUCAACAGCAGAAGAGCAAGCAGGUCAGGUGGACGAGGCAACUAUACUUGCUUAUGGCGACGCCGAGGCGAAGCCUACAGGGUUGACUGCUCACGCAGCGGGUGAGGGGACAAUAAAAGCGGUUACUUCAACACAGGGCAGUGCAACUGCAUCGAUGUUGCACAGUUGCGACUACUCCUGGAGUGCAAGAGGCACACGCUGCAGCACCGAGCUACCGCAGCCGAGUUUCAACGCAGAUGGGAUGCUUCGCUGUCCAGCCAUGACGAGCACAAAACCAACUGCUUCAGGAGAAGCAGCAGCCGUAGCAGAAGUAGCAGAGCCUGCAAUGGGUGGUGUGGCAUUUUGUCACAAGGGUAUUGCCAUGCCUCGCAUGGAGCCCUCCGAAUUCGUAUUGGCUCCUUACGGUACUAUCGAGGUAUCUCUUUGCUGUGGGGCUCUCCAGACAUCCCCAGGGUAUCACAGACUCAGAGCUGUGGGCGUUGCGGCCCCCAUCUCUAUGGAAGCAGCACAAACAGGAAAAAUAGCAACAACUGCUGCUGCUCGCGACGCAUAUCCUGUCGAGGGAAAGGCCACCAUGGCUUGCAACUCCUCAGGCCGAAAACAUCCAAAAAUGGGAAAGACACAAUCUAAACAAUCGGCAGCUGCGCCUGAAAGCAAAAAGAGUGACACAGUGUGCCGACGACAACAAUUGCAGAAGCGGUUCCUGAGCUGUACAGGCGUCAACCCUUCAAGUUGUCCUGUUACACAGCCUCCCAACCGGCCUCUGCGUUCAUUGUUUAAUGACACUUUUGAAGCUGUUUAUCAAAGCCAAACCGCUGGCAUCCCUGCUGAAACCCCUGAAGCCUUUGAUGCUGCAGCAGGUCCUGCUGAUGCGGCACCUUCUGGGGACGCUCACGGUAGUGGGGCUUGUCUGAUAGUCCCUACAGUGCUUGCUGCUACUCCUCUCAUCGUCGACUUCACAAUCCAGACGCGGCUGCCUAGUCUACGCAUGACGUUUGGCGCAGAAAACCCCACAGAACCAAUGAAGCCAACAGUAGCAGAACCAGGAGCAGAAAAGAAAACAAAAGAAGACACAACUGGGCCCCGAGCUUUGUGGUUUGCGUCAGAAGAGGCAGCAGCACCGGGUAGCGAACACGUGGACAGCGCAGGCUGGCCCGUUACUGCUGUCCCUAUCCUGAAGGAAGUGAUCCUGCAACCAGCAAGCCACUGUCAUUCCGUCACCUGCUCUGUCUCUAUAAAGGGAAGAUCUUUCAAACUUGUGAAUGCCGAGCUGCAGCAGCAGCCACAAGAGCAAAAAGAGCGAAUACAGCACACAGGGCAUCAGCGGCAGCAGAAACUUGCCGCGCCAGCCCAGGAGCAGAUGACAUUCACAGUCCAGAGACACCAACAGCUCCGGCUGGUUGUGGAGUUCUCUCCUCCAACAUGUGAAGCAAUGGCCAAAGGAGACGCCUGCUGUUCCGGUCAACUGCUUAUUUCAUAUCCAAUGGCUCAGCCCUCAGGAGGCACCAGCAAGAAUUCUAUGGUGAGGCGUCUGCUAUUGCUUAUACAGAAGCUACAGCAACAGCAGAUUAAGCCGCAGCUGGAAGCGUUAGAAGAGCAUCCCCUCUUCCAAGCCUUGCUGGGAGGCGUUCUUCGAGUGCUGUGGCCAGAAGGCGAUCCUCUUGCACUCUUGCUAUUGGGAUUUUCAGCCUUACAGGAACAGCACAAGCGCGGAUUGCAGGGGACAGGACAAAGUUCGCUGCUGCUGCAAUAUCAGAAGCUGCUGCAGCGUCUUGACGCCGUGCUGCCUAAAGUUUCAGCGGCAGCUGCUUGUGCACUUGUGGCAGAGGAAAACUCCUGCGAGCCCUUCGAUGGAAGCGCUGCAGCAGCACCAGCUUCUUCAACUGCUGCUGCUCAAGUGUCCAACAGCACCCAGGUUGUGUCUCUUGUAGGACUCUCCAGGCAAGCGUUUCUUCUGCUUUGGGCUCCACCUGAGAUGCAAGGCACGGCAGGAGAAAGGGGUUGGUGUCCCUACUGCGAUCCACAGCGCCCUCUUGUAAUAGACUUUCAAACCAUUCACGUGGAAUCCCGACGGCGUCCCAGCAAAAUGCUGCAGGUGCGGGCUGUCUCAGCAACAGCUGUGGACUGGCGUGUCAUUUUGUGCGGCAACAGCAACAGCGGUAACAGCAUCACAAAGCGCAGCAGUAACGAAAGCGAGGACGUGGGAAGCAUUGGGACUGCAACGCAGCAACUGGGUUUGGCCGGGGAAAACGUGAAAGCAGAACGGGCGUUUCAGUUUAGCCCGUCACAGGGGACACUGCAGAGCAUGAAGUUCGGGGGAAGAAAGGCAGAAAACAGCACCGCCUCCAUUUGGAUACGCUUCAUACCCACUCAUGUCGGUCAGUACGCUUGCCUCUAUAAACUGACAGCUGGCACGGCGGCGCCCCAGUACUUCGAGCUGCGCGGCGCAGCCUCAACGGAUGAAGAGUUUGACGUCAGCGCCAACUUGGGUCAUCUUGAGCCACCUCACCUGACUAGCACUUAG
Messenger RNA from Eimeria tenella, 5811 nucleotides. RefSeq lists its product as uncharacterized. The record is from RefSeq and is a predicted model, not a curated record. NCBI's taxonomy places the organism in Eukaryota, Apicomplexa, Conoidasida, Eucoccidiorida, Eimeriidae. Bases 1 to 5811 code for a protein of 1936 amino acids. The transcript has 5 exons.